This is a messenger RNA of Rotaria sp. Silwood2, 555 nucleotides long. The record is from the annotation of a GenBank genome assembly. NCBI's taxonomy places the organism in Eukaryota, Metazoa, Rotifera, Eurotatoria, Philodinida, Philodinidae.
AUGUCUCUACCUUUUGAUUCGUAUCGUGUCAUAGCUCAAUUAACGACAUCAUCACCCAGUUUAGCCUUGGCGACAUGCAAUUCAACUCUUUGUAAAUCGCCAUCUUUGCCGUGUUCUUCGAAUCUCGAUUGUGAAUGCUUUUCAUUGACCAAAACUGUUAAUACAACUACCUCAGGCAUCUGUGGUGUUGCUGGUCUUUCCUGCACUUCAAUGGUUCGAUGUAAUUCAGACAAUGUUACAUGUUCGAUCGCACAAACAAUUUGUGUUAACAGUACACGAUGUCAACAACCUGUUUGCUAUCCAAUGCCAUUGGCUAAUAUUCAAAUAUGUCCUCCCUCAACUCGUUCUACUAGUACAGCAACAACUUCUAGAACGAGUUCUACUACAAUACGAACGACAACAAAAACUUCUACAAAAACUUCUACUACAAUAAGAACCACAACAAAGACUUAUACAACAACUUCUACUACAAUAAGAACCACAACAAAGACUUAUACAACAGCUUCUACAACAAUUGGUAAGAAUAAACCACACGGUUUUCCUUCUAAAUCUUGA